This is a messenger RNA of Exophiala viscosa, 1321 nucleotides long. Its product is annotated as ras family protein. The record is from RefSeq and is a predicted model, not a curated record. Gene Ontology annotation, cellular component: plasma membrane. The transcript is spliced from 3 exons. Gene Ontology annotation, biological process: Ras protein signal transduction. Gene Ontology annotation, molecular function: GTP binding; GDP binding; GTPase activity. The coding region runs from base 388 to 1200 and encodes 270 amino acids. Lineage: Eukaryota; Fungi; Ascomycota; Eurotiomycetes; Chaetothyriales; Herpotrichiellaceae.
UCACUCUCACGGCCACCGAGUGCAUUGAUAUCACACUGCUCUACCUAUAAUAUUAUCACAGGAUCACCCGUCCCGAGCCUCCUGGCGCAUUCCGAACAAAGUCUGUGCGCAACACCAACUGCGUGCCUGGCGCGAAUUUAAAUCCCGAGAAAUCGAAAAAGGACAAUAUACUUUUAUCCCACUGUCAAAUUUACCCGCUUGACGUCGUGUCUGUGCGGUGAUCUCGGCGAGGCUUUCGUCGCAGAGGGAAAAAGACCAGCUGCGACGUGCAGUGGUCCUUGGGAGGUCAUAUAAGGUCGCAAAUUCCUGAACGAGUCUGAGUACUCUUCUGUCAGUGCCAAUUACUUUGGCUCCACGAGCAGGCAUCUGCUAUCAGAUAUCUCUGUCAUGGCAGACAAGAUAUCCAUCACCAUAUGCGGUGAUGGCGGUUGCGGCAAGUCCUCCAUAACUCUUCGACUUGUUCGAUCACAAUGGACCUCAGAAUACGAUCCUACCAUUGAAGAUUCCUACUCAGUCACGCGCACCGUCGACGGUCUGAACUACUACCUAUCCCUAACCGACACCGCCGGUCAAGAAGAAUAUCGAAGUCUAUGGGCUGCCUCAAAUCUACAGUCCGAUGCUUUCCUCCUCGUUUACGACAUCACCAAUGCUGCCUCUCUGGAAGGGUUGUCAUGGUUUCUCGACAUGAUCGACAUUGAAGCAGAAAACAGGGAAGAAGAAAACAGCCGGCUACUAAGAGAAAGAGGUCCCAAGGUACGAGGUCGAAGGGACGAAGGUUGGAAGUUCCCUCCCAUCAAGAUCAUGGCUGGCAACAAAUGUGACCUGAAAGAUGCCCGAGUCGUCAGUAGUAAGGUUGGCUGGGAGUAUGCUAAGAGCAAGGGUUGUGGUUUUAUGGAGACCAGCGCAAGAGAAAUGGUCAAUAUCGAAGAAACAUUUGCCUUGAUCGUCCGUAGAGUGGUCGAAGCCAGAAGAUCACACGGUGGUGGUCGUGAAAACACCCCUCAAUAUCCCACAUAUGGCGGCAAAGGUCAUACCCCAAACGCCAGCGGUGCCGGGAGUUCAGCCUACCAGAUACCCUCCUCGAUGCAAACCAAUCAACAAUCCAAUAAUCCUAAUACCCUCUCUAUGGGCGAGAAGUCCGACUUCGAGGAUGAUGGCGGAAAUGUGCCCUGGUGGAAAAAGAUAUUCUGUUGCCGUUGACCGGUAAUGCUAGCGUUUGAUGAGUGAUCUCAACCCCGUAUGUUGUGGCUGUACCUAUACACCUCGACAUGGGUCGGGCUACUCGAUUAUACUUCAAGAGGAGGAUCUCACGCGGGAACCG